AUGCCAGCCACUAUUCCAGGAAAGAAUCCCGCCGCAACUGCAACGCCAGGAAUCGCUGGACAAUCUUCAGAUGUUGACUCGUUGAGGCUGGGAAUUGGUAGAGGGGUGGCUGAAAUGGUGGUAAUUGCUGGAGGAGAAGUCGAUGUUGGCUCGGGAGUCGUAAUCGACGUAGAAGACGCGGUCUUUGAAGGAGUUGUAUCAACUUUACAGCUUCCAUUAUCGCACACAUAUCCAUGGGGACAGCAUCCGCUCCCGCAUUGCGAAAGAGGCUCCAGGAGCUUCGUGGUUUUGACCACACUGGAGGGGUCUUUGGACACAUUCUGUCGUUGUAUAUCGCAGGUUAUCGGCCUGAUCGUCGUGCAGUCUCUCCCUUUGGGACAACAAACCAGAGUUGUUGAGUUAUCUAGACUUAGGCAAGUCGAGGAUCUCGGGCAGCAGAAAUUGGACGGAAGCUUUUCGUCAGGACAUCUAGAUAAAUUUGGCUCCGCACAAGAUUCGGUAUCUCGUGGCAAGAUAUCGAAGGCAAGACCUGAUAUAGACGCACAAUGA
Messenger RNA from Coccidioides posadasii C735 delta SOWgp, 549 nucleotides. RefSeq lists its product as uncharacterized. The record is from RefSeq and is a predicted model, not a curated record. Lineage: Eukaryota; Fungi; Ascomycota; Eurotiomycetes; Onygenales; Onygenaceae.